Molecule: messenger RNA, 918 nt
Organism: Leptosia nina
Lineage: Eukaryota; Metazoa; Arthropoda; Insecta; Lepidoptera; Pieridae
Source: the annotation of a GenBank genome assembly
AUGGUUAAGAUUAAAAACGCAGCGACAGCUUUUAAAGCUUUAAAUGGUGUUAUUUGUGUAUACAAACCGCCUUGUGUGGGUAUUCCAAAAGUACAGCAUAGAAUAGUAACUAGUUUAUGUAGAGAUUUAAAUAAUCUUCCUGAUCGGCCUUUAGAGCAGCGCUUGGAAAUAGUAGGUGCCACAAAUGAGUCAAUGCAAGUGAAAAUAGUACCAAAUUAUGCAGAUGACCCUCUAGUGUGUGGACCACGUUAUAUACAUGAUGAUUUCAAAUGCAGUUGGGCCACACAUUUGGGACUGUUUAGCAGUGGAGUUUUGUUAUUAGGUUUAAAUGAAGGUACAAAACUAACCUAUCAUAUCAAUGUGGGACGACCAACAAGAGCUUUCAAAGUGCACGGACAAUUGGGUAAAGCUACCGACACAUACUUUUGGAAUGGAAAAACAGUAGAACGCACAACAUACAAACAUAUUACUAGGGAGAAGAUCGAUAGAGUUGUAGCUCAUAUGCAGGCAGCCCAUCAAAGAACCAUGUACCAGUUGUCUGGUUUACACAUGGAAUCUGAAACUACUUAUGAAUUAGCAUCAAAAGGCUUAAUAAGACCAGCAAACAGUAAAUUACCUGUAAUAUACGGAUUAAAAUGUGUUCAUUUCAAACCACCAAACUUUACUCUAGAGGUGCAAUCAAUAAAUGAAUAUGAUAAGUAUUUAUGGACACUAGUUCAUGACCUUGGUGUACAAUUAAAGGCAUCAGCAUAUUGUACAGGUGUUCAAUGUAUUAGACAAGGGAAGUUUACACUUGACCAUGCCUUGUUGCGUAAACACUGGAAACUAGAACACAUUUUAGAUAACAUGGACCAGUGUCGCCAAGUAUUAGAAGAAAAUGAAGCUCUCUUAAAUCAAAGAUCCACACACCUUAACUAG